This is a messenger RNA of Marchantia polymorpha subsp. ruderalis, 709 nucleotides long. The record is from the annotation of a GenBank genome assembly. NCBI's taxonomy places the organism in Eukaryota, Viridiplantae, Streptophyta, Marchantiopsida, Marchantiales, Marchantiaceae.
UCCAGUCUCCUUCUUUGCGCUUUCCAUCAGUCGCUCCCUCCCUUUCAUCCUCUCGUCGAUUAGCGUUGCGCAAGCUCGGUCCGUCUGCAAUUCCAAAAUCGUUUGAUUCUGUGUCGAGAGGGUUUUCACCAUGAGUAAGGUUCACGGUUCCUUGGCUCGUGCCGGUAAGGUAAGAGGCCAAACUCCAAAGGUUCAAAAGCAGGACAAGAAGAAGAAGCCGAAGGGAAGAGCGCACAAGCGCAUGCAAUACAACAGACGUUUUGUGACCGCAGUUGUCGGCUUCGGAAAGAAGCGUGGUCCCAACUCAUCUGAGAAGUAGAUGCAUAUCCUGAGGGAUUAGUCGGCUUUCAUCAACAUCAUUAUCGAGGAGAUCUAGCGAGGCAGCGAAAGGCGUAAGAAUACGUCAAUGGACGUCUCCGUAGAUCUCAGUAGUCUUUCUGUACUCAGUGGCUCUCGGGGAGGCCUGCUUACACUGGGCCAUUUUGAACAUGUGCAGCCCCCAAAUAUUUUUUGAAUGAAAUUGAUACCUUAUUGCUCUUUCUACAUUUGUCUCCGAGGAAAACGUUCUCACCAUCAUAAUCUUUUAGUCAACCUGAGCUUUUACUCAUGACCAUCAAUGGACUGAUAUUGAAUAGGUAGAUCACCAGUUCCUCCAUCAGUCAUACACUGUGUCAGUUGAAAUUGAAUUCGAGCAAGGUCCAAUAUCAUC